AUGUCAAGUGAGCGCGAAGGGGAAAUAUGUAGUAAUGAAAUGGGAAGUCAACCUAUACUGUUCAUAUCGGACCUCAAACAAGUCGUAGGUAAGCAAUAUUCAGUACCACUGGGAAGGAAGAACGAUGCGUUCGUGGCUGAAACUUUGAUACCUCUCAAUCUUUUGAAGAAAAUCAUUGAGCACCUGCCGACUCUAGCUAUGAGAGUUCAACUAACCAUCCCCUCAUCCUACUUCAACAUCGAACGACUGAUAAAUCUCAAUCUAGAGCAACUUCCAACAAAACCUAGUGCUCAGAAGAUAUUGACGAUUAUAUUGAACGGCGGAAAGCCUCCCGGUCACGAUUGGGUAAUUACGGUAGCUGAAGGGUCUCCCAGAGAAUUCUUCGUCCAUCGGAAAGUUCUUGAAGAUGCAAAACGUUGCAAACAGGUUGUCAUACACACGCACACAUCGCUGCCUUCCGAGCAACUACUAAUGGUUUCCCAUGAAGAUCGUUGCAUUUUGACGGCAACUCAUGCAUCCGAUAUGAAAACGAUUUUGACAUAUUUCUACCUCCGUCAAUAUGAGAUUCCUUCAUAUGAUACAUUCGCUCGUGUGGGAAGGACGCUGUGUUUACUGUUUCCACAGGAGGUUAUCUUAGGGUUUUUCGAACACUGGGAAGUUGCUAUUGCUCGCGAUCUCCUCCAGAAAAAUCCUUCCAUAUUGAUACAUAGUGAAUUUAUGGGAACUGUUUGCUAUGCGCCCCCCACUCGACAUCCAUUCAGAAUCGUAGUGGCGUAA
Molecule: messenger RNA, 777 nt
Organism: Haemonchus placei
Lineage: Eukaryota; Metazoa; Nematoda; Chromadorea; Rhabditida; Trichostrongylidae
Source: the annotation of a GenBank genome assembly